Molecule: messenger RNA, 250 nt
Organism: Spirodela intermedia
Lineage: Eukaryota; Viridiplantae; Streptophyta; Magnoliopsida; Alismatales; Araceae
Source: the annotation of a GenBank genome assembly
AUGAAUUUUGACUCUGGGAGGAUUCGAACCCGCGCCAAUUGUCCGCCCCCCCCUUCUGAGGAAGGUGUGACGCGGGUUUAGUCCCACAUCGGUUGUGCGCCGAUUUUUCAGGCGAAUAUAUAGUAAUGUUAGCUUUUUAGGCAAAGUCCCUUCUCUCGCGUGUACGACCACUCCUUGCCCCAUAGCCGGCUGGCCACCGGUGACGUGGAAGGGGAGUGGCGCACACGUGCCCCUAUCGGUCCAAGCCUAA